Messenger RNA from Neoarius graeffei (lesser salmon catfish), 9792 nucleotides. RefSeq names its product mannosidase, alpha, class 1B, member 1a (gene man1b1a). NCBI's taxonomy places the organism in Eukaryota, Metazoa, Chordata, Actinopteri, Siluriformes, Ariidae. Gene Ontology annotation, biological process: N-glycan processing; carbohydrate metabolic process. Bases 237 to 2210 code for a protein of 657 amino acids. The transcript is spliced from 14 exons. Gene Ontology annotation, molecular function: calcium ion binding; mannosyl-oligosaccharide 1,2-alpha-mannosidase activity. Gene Ontology annotation, cellular component: membrane; endoplasmic reticulum. The record is from RefSeq and is a predicted model, not a curated record.
UGUCGCGUAAACAAUGUUCUGUUCGACAAGAACAGUUGAAGGAAUGUAACCUUGCUUUAUUGUUGUUGUUAUUAUAGCAGAGGUGGUGGUACAAGUUUGUUCUCUGCCUGGUGAAGCAGAAUGGAGUGGAUGAGUGAAAGCUAAUGCUGCUUAGUCACCGCGUGGAUCACUGACACUGUGGAUGGAAACAGGUUUAAGCUCGGUAUCUGUGAGGCUUGGCUUGUUCAGGAGAAGAAAUGUAUUCAGUACAGAGGAAGGACUUUGUCUCGGUGACUCUGGGAGAGCGCAGCUACAAUAACGGAAAGCACCGGAAGCAGUCGUGCUGGAGGAAACUGAAACAGUUUUCCCGGCUGCAGCGCAGUCUCAUACUGUCUCUGUUCUCCAUUCUGUUCAUCGGCGGGAUCUUCUCUUACCCCAGCCUCUCUGAGCAAUGGACAGAUCUGUCUGAUGGAUCGCCACGUGAUGUUAGGGAUGACCUGCUGAAGCGGGGUUUCCACCCCAUCCCCCCGGAUCAGAUCCUCAAUCCCAUACCUGAGGUCAUACACAAGGAGCAUACGGAGCCACAAAGACAAAAUGCCUUUGUCCUUCCCAAACCUCCAGCUCUGAAGAAGCCCCUGAGCAAGCGUGGUCCUCCAGGCCUGCAGAAACAAGGAAAUGUGUCAGACUGGCAGGUGAAGGACAGACAGGAAGCAGCCGUCAGAAGAGAAGAAGAGCAGGAGGAAGAAACGCAGACUGUCAUUAGCUGGCGAGGCGCCAUGAUCGAAGCCGUGCAGGACGCCGAGCCGCAGGAGGCAGCAGGAGCCGCUGAGGUUGAGGAAGCCGUCCCUUUACAAAUGGUCCCAGUGAACCCGGUGGAUCGGGCAGAGGCUGUCAGAGAAGCAUUCAGGCAUGCAUGGAAAGGCUAUAAAGCGUUUGCUUGGGGUCAUGAUGAGCUAAAGCCUGUUUCGAAGACGCACAGGGAGUGGUUUGGUUUGGGUCUCACCCUCAUAGAUGCACUUGACACCAUGUGGAUUCUCGGCUUGAAAGAAGAGUUUGAGGAAGCUCGGAGAUGGGUCGAAACAGAGUUAUCAUUCUCCAAGAACGUUGACGUGAAUCUGUUUGAGACCACCAUCCGCAUUCUAGGAGGCCUCCUGAGCACUUAUCACCUUACAGGAGACAUUCUGUUCCUGAACAAGGCAAAAGAUAUUGGUUCGAGAUUAAUGCCUGCUUUCAAGACGCCGUCCAAGAUCCCUUUUUCCGAUGUGAAUAUCGGUAAAGGCACUGCUCACUCACCACGCUGGACCACCGACAGCACUGUGGCCGAGGUCACCAGCAUUCAACUGGAGUUUCGUGAACUCAGCAGGCUCACUCAGGACCCACAGUAUCAGAAAGCAGUGGAUGAGGUGAUGAACCUGGUGCACAGGUUGGACGGGAAGCGCGAUGGUCUGGUGCCCAUGUUUAUCAAUACAAACAGCGGCAAGUUCACACAUCGUGGAGUGUUUACUCUGGGAGCCCGAGCAGACAGCUACUAUGAAUAUCUGCUCAAACAGUGGCUACAGGGAGGGAAAAAGGACAUCACGUUACUGGAGGACUACCUUCAGGCUGUUGAUGGAGUGAAGAAAAAUCUACUUAAACAGACAGCCAGUAAGCACACCUUUGUCGGAGAGCUCUCCCAUGGACGUCUCAACCCCAAAAUGGAUCAUUUGGUGUGUUUUCUCCCGGGUACGCUGGCUCUGGGAGCACAUAACGGCCUGCCAGCUGACCACAUGGAUCUGGCAUUGCAGCUGAUGGAGACGUGCUAUCAGAUGUAUGUGCAGAUGGAGACCGGCCUGAGCCCGGAGAUCGCCCACUUUAACCUGUACAGCCUCAACGGCCGUGAUAUAGACGUCAAACCGGCAGACAGACACAACCUGCUGAGACCCGAGACAGUGGAGAGUCUGUUCUACCUGUACAGAUUCACCCAGGACAAGAAAUACAGAGACUGGGGCUGGCAAAUAAUGGAGAGCUUCAACAAGUACACCAGAGUCCCCAGCGGAGGCUACACGUCCAUAGGGAACGUACGUGACUCAGUCAAUCCCAGCCCCAAGGACAAGAUGGAGAGCUUUUUCCUCGGAGAGACUCUGAAGUACCUCUUCCUGCUGUUCUCCGAUGAGCCCAAGCUGAUCAGUUUGGAUAAGUACGUCUUCAACACCGAAGCUCAUCCUCUCCCGAUCUGGCCUUCUGCAUCGUGAUCUGUGCUGGAGCUGUACAGACUGAAGCUUCCGUAUGCUGGGAGGAUCCUCCAGAGCUCUUCAUCUGGAUUAGAGAGCAACUCGAGUGUCAGAGCAGGACUCGUCUUCUUCAGUGUCAGUCAACGGUCUUGUAUUGGCCCUUACACUAAACACAAAACCACUAACAAGCGUUUUUAGUCUGCUCUGUGGCGACGACGUGAAUACGGAUCGAACUGGAAAGACAGAAUGGUUAAUCGUAUUGUUAAAUAAUUUGUCUCCAUCCACAUCCUCGCUAUUAGAUAUAAAACUCCAGUAUCAGUAGGUUAUUGCUGCUUGUCAUCCACAUUUCGGGGUUUAUCUUACUUGCAUAAGACAGCUCGGAUUACAUGCUGUAAAAACGUCAGGCGAUUCUGACGCCAAACGAAGUAUUAUUUUGCCGUUUUUAUAUUUAUAUCAUCUUGUGUAUUUGAUGCACGUGAGGUUUUGCAUUUCGUCUUGUUGAAGUGACAAGCUGUUACACAGGGGACCUACAACCGCAUUUCUGAGUGUUACAUUUAUGAGAUACAGGAUGCAUUUAGGACCGUGUUGAAUCGUGAGCCGUUUGUUUUUAAGAGUUAUAUUUUAUUUGAUGGCUCUAAGGCCCGAGAGAUUUUAUUCGUUUCUGUUCACUUCAUCUGACAGCUUUAGCACUUUAGUAAAAGCCCACGACUUGAUUUAGUAGAGUUCCCUCAGGAGCCUCUUGAGCUGUAGCAUUGUUUUGUGUUGUGAUCCACAACUUCACCAGCUGUGAGACAAAACCUGAGCUAGACUUCUGAGUUGUGACAAAAACAACUUUUUUUUUUAAUUAUUUAAAGGAACUGUUUGGAUUUUUGGAUAUUUCUUCUGCCUAUGAGGUGAAUUCCAAUGCAAACACUGACAGGCUUUGUUAGGCUUGAAUUUUUUUUUAUUUUUUUAUUUAUUGCCAUCACACGGUGUCCGUCCGUCCACAAUUCACAAAAAUCGCUACUCCUCCCUGAGUUUUCAAUUGAUUUUGAUUCUGAUUGUUUUGUUUGGAAGAUCUAAUAAUCAAUCUGCACAAAAUUUACUCCCUGGUUUUGUGAUUUCUCAUUCACAAAUUGCUAAUUAGGCCGAUUCACGAACUUUCAGGAAAAUCGCUACUCCUCCCUCAGUUUUCACGGGAUUUUGAUUAUUUUGUUUGGAAGAUGAAAUUGUUCUCAUGAAGAGCUAAUUAUAAACGAGUCUGGUUUCUCAUGGUACGGCCAUGUGAGCUACUACGUCGCUGAUGCUCUGGUAUAUUUCUGUUGUUUUUUUUGUUUCUUUUUGUAUCUCUGUGCGUCAUGCACAGGUGUCCACCAACAUAUCUGGAAUUCAGCAAAACUUCACCCUGAACGCUUCUGCUGAAAUUGAAAUAUUUGUGAAGUGUUUAGUGAUUCGAGUGCUGAUUUGUUGGUUAGUGCAAUAUUUUCACUAUUCCUGUGAAAUGUAUGCCAUGGAAAAUUAAUAUGCAAGUCAUUCAGGGUGGAUUUUUCCUUUCAUAGAUGUUGAACAUGUGGCUGUAAAGAAGUAAACAAUUGGAUAGUGAUAGUUGGAUACACUGUACAUGAGGACGAUAUACAUUACCUACCCAGAAACGCUGUACGUCUCGGCCUUAUUUCCUGAAAAAAAGUUUUCACGUGUUGCAAGUUUUUUAUUUUCAGGAAUAAAAAAGAGAUGGCACAUGUCGCCUCCUUUUCGAGCGUCAGUGAGCUACACUUAUACAUCUAUAAUCCCUUUCUAUGAGUCGUGAUGGAUGCAACUAUGCAGAAAUAUAAAUCCACUGUAAGUAGAUGGGUCGAGCAGCUGUGUUGCUACGGGGGCGGAGUCGAUUUCAGGGCCGGAAAACUGCAUACCAUGCCAUUGGUCUCAAUUAUGUUGCACAAGGGGUAAAAUUAAAACAUCCUUGUAUGGACCCAGUACUAUAAUUUUUUUGAUUUCCUACAGUGGUGCUUGAAAGUUUGUGAACCCUUUUUUUUAGAAUUUUCUAUAUUUCUGCUAAAUAUGACCUAAAACCCAGUUCAACAAAUAAGACAAAAAUAUUAUACUUGGUCAUUUAUUUAUUGAGGAAAAUGAUCCAAUAUUACAUAUCUAUGAGUGGCAAAAGUAUGUGAACCUUUGCUUUCAGUAUCUGGUGUGACCCCACUUGUGCAGCAGUAACUGCAACUAAACGUUUCUGGUAACUGUUGGUCAGUCCUGCACACCGGCUUGGAGGAAUUUUAGCCCGUUCCUCCAUACAGAACAGCUUCAACUCUGGGAUGUUGGUGGGUUUCCUCACAUGAACUGCUCACUUCAGGUCCUUCCACAACAUUUCAAUUGGAUUAAGGUCAGGACUUUGACUUGGCCAUUCCAAAACAUUAACUUUAUUCUUCUUUAACCAUUCUUUGGUAGAACGACUUGUGUGCUUAGGGUCGUUGUCUUGCUGCAUGACCCACCUUCUCUUGAGAUUCAGUUCAUGGACAGAUGUCCUGACAUUUUCCUUUAGAAUUGGCUGGUAUAAUUCAGAAUUCAUUGUUCCAUCAAUGAUGGCAAGCCGUCCUGGCUCAGAUGCAGCAAAACAGGCCCAAAUCACGAUACUACCACCACCAUGUUUCACAGAUGGGAUAAGGUUCUUAUGCUGGAAUGCAGUGUUUUCCUUUCUCCAAACAUAACACUUCUCAUUUAAACUGAAAAGUUCUAUUUUGGUCUCAUCCGUCCACAAAACAUUUUUCCAAUAGCCUUCUGGCUUGUCCACGUGAUCUUUAGCAAACUGCAGACGAGCAGCAAUGUUCUUUAUGGACAGCAGUGGCUUUCUCCUUGCAACCCUGCCAUGCACACCAUUGUUGUUCAGUGUUCUCCUGAUGGUGGACUCAUGAACAUUAACAUUAGCCAAUGUGAGAGAGGCCUUCAGUUGCUUAGAAGUUACCCUAGGGUCCUUUGUUAACAAAUCACAGGGAGUGAGAGCUUAAUGGGACUGAGCACACACUAUCCAGGCAUCUGAAUGAAGCGACAAGGAGGCUCUUCUGCUUCAAAUAAGAAGGUGGUGUGAACUCAGUGUUUUGAAAAUUCACUUUACCUCAGCUUGUCAAUGAUCCAAGCAAGGUAAACACACUUUCUUUGUGGCAAAACUUGAAAAUUUCAGCAGAAUCAGAACACCGGUUACAGAGGCAAUUAAAAUGCCAUAUGUGACAUAAAUGUUUACGGAAAAUAGGUGAAUAAACUUUGGCCAAAUGGCACAUCUUAAAAUUCUCAGCGUUUCAGAAGUCUGUGUGUUACACCUAUAUACGUUAGACUCUGGCUUCUCGGACAGCAUUUUGAAUGACUCCAGUUCUUACCUGUUGGGACACAGCAGCCUACUUAGAAAUAACUUAAAGUUGUUUUUGGAAAAUGUCGCAUAUGGAACCAUGGGUGAAUCUUACUACACAUUUAAACUAUCAACUGUUAGUCGUCCAACCAACAAGAAAUUUAGAGGCUAUGCUAGAAACUAUGAACCGUUCCUAUCUGGUCCUAUAUCUGCAUGCAACACGGCAUACGGCCAAAUGGGAGGCUUUGGGUGACUGACUGUGGUCACCUGGAAAUAGAUCAGAAAAAAAUCAUGAUGCUCCCCAAGCCAGUCCUAUAUGAACACUAUUAGGACUAUUUGGUGAUAAAUAUCUAACAUGAUCUAAUAGGAGCUUAGACAUGACAUUUUUUGGAGUGGGACCAAUAGUGUGACCAGGGCCACAUACAGAAGUGCGAAAUCAACGAAUUAGCGAAAUCUACUAUGAUUUUGCUUAAUUUAGUUUUAAGUUAGUUAUUGAGUUCUACUUAUUAGCUUCUUUAUCUGGUUACUUGAAUUGAAAGGAUUUCAUUGAAAACUCCAAAACAAGUCAAAUUUAGGAAUAGAAAGCUCCAUGGUGCAAGUCAAUCGAGAAAAUAUUAUUGUACACUUUUUUUCCCAUCGCUUUCUCCAUAAUUUAGUUGUGGCCAAUUCCCACCCAAGAUAAAGGUCAUCACAUUCUCUAUCACCAGGUUCUUCCUCCACGUGAUGCAAGCUGACCGCAGCGUGAAGGGCAUGGCGUAACACACUCGGACGAAAGCACUUAUGAUCUAUCCUGUUAUGUGCAGACUCGCAGAUGCCCUAACCCUAACGUCGCUGUAAUUGACAGGGGUGAGAGAGUACACCACUCCUUCCCUUUUUUGUAUUGUAGCAUUUUUCUAUCACACCACUUAGGAGGGGUCCUAUGAAAUCCAUCCGUCCAUCCGUACAUACAUACAUACGUACAUGCAUACAUACAUACCACCCCCACCCCCCUUAUGGACCUUUUUUUUAAAUUUCUUUUUAUUUUUUUUAAAUUCAACAAAUGCCAUGUUUAAGCUGUACUUUUACAUUUAAAAUGCCUUCGAAAAUCCAGGGUUUUUAAUCCCCUGCUGGCCGAAAGGCCCGAAGGGGGAUUAUGUCGUGGCAAAGUCUGUCCGUUCGUCCCUCCCUCCCUUAAAGGGUGCUCACCUUCUGUAAUCAACUCCUCUCACAGUUUUUGGAGGAAUUUCACGAAACUUGGCAAAAGGCAUUGUUAUUUGUCGGUAGUAAGCAUAUUGUUAUUUUGUUCAAUUCGGUCGCAUUUUACCAGAGUUACAGCCCUUGAUUAACAACCUUGCAUUUUCAUAUUUCAUGAAGGUGUGCUCGCCUUCCGACAUCAACUCUUCUCACGAUUUUUGGACGAAUUUCUCGAAGCUUGGCAAAAGGCCUUGUUAUAUGACAUUAAUACGCAUAUUGUGAUCUAAUUUCAUUUGUGAAAAUUUUCCCAGAGUUUUGAGCCUUGAUUAAAUACCUUGUACUUUGACAAUUUCAUGAGGGUGUACGUUCUUCUGAAAUCAACUCCUCUCACAAUUUGUGGAGGAAUUUCACCAAACUUGGCAAAAGGCUUUGUUAUAUGACGGUUACACGCAUAUUGAAAUUUCAUUUAAUUUGGGCAAAUUUUACUAGAGUUAUGCCCUUGAUUAUUAACAAACUUGUACUUUGGCAAUUUCAUCAAGGUGUGCUUGCUUUUUGAAAUCAACUUCCCUCACAAUUUUUAUCCCCCGCUGGCUGAAAGGCCCGAAGAGGGAUUAUGUCGUGGUGAUGUCCGUCCGUCCGUCCUGGGAAGGGUGUUCACCUUCUGAAAUCAACUCCUCUCACAAUUUUUGGAGGAAUUUCAUGAAACUUGGCAGGAUUCUUUGUUAUAUGUCGUUAAUAUGCAUAUUGCAAUUUGGUUCAAUUCAGUCACAUUUUACCAGAGUUAUGGCACAGUUGCCAGCGGGGGAUAUUGUGCUCUCGGAGCACUCUUGUUAAUCUUUUUACAGCAAGGGAUUCCUUAAACCUACUAAAAAAAAUCAACAGACCUUCAGUACUGAUGUAUUUCAUAGACAUAAUUCAACUCUUCAAAUAUGAGGCUGAUUAGUUAGUUAUUAGGUAAUUGCUAAUUAAGUAAUAAUAAUAAGAAUGAUCAGAAAGGAAAAACUUGCCUGUUUGAUUGAUAAUGAUGGUACCUAUAGAUCGAAAUGUUUCUGCCAAAAGAAUUUGAAAAACUAUCAAAGUAUAAAGACCUCCAGAUUAAAAUUGAAAGAAUGUGGCACCUUUAGACCACAGUCGUACCAGUAGUUGUCGGACCUUUAGGUCUGGUAAAGAAAGAUACUGAGAAGCAUCUUGAAAAAAUCCCAGUGAGGCCAAAGAUACAGGAAAUCCAAAAAAUAGUUUUAAAUAAUACAGCUCGUAUAUUAAGAAAAACCCUCUCACUUUGACAUGUUUCUCGAUGGCUAAAGGUAUAAGCGACAACUUUCCCACUGCCUCAGAUCUCUGGUUGCGGCCCGGCAGUGGGACUGUAGCAAAAGCUGAUAAAAGGAUUUGAAAAAUAUAAUAAUAAUAAUAAUAAUAAUAACGUUUAUUUGAGCUGUACAGCUUUUUAUUCCAGAGCUUUCUACUUACAGAAGACAUUUUUAUUUAACUUGAUGUCACUGGAUUUUAUUCUCAUCACUGAGUUACUGAUUCUUGGAUUAAAUCCAUUCAAUUCUAGUGACCAGGCUAAUAACUCCAAGAAAUUUGUUUCAACUUUGGCCUUAAACCACUCAAUUAAUAAGUACUUUGCUCACCAGUAAUCACUGCUGUACGGAUGUAGAGAAUUUAUUCAUUUACACUAACUCACAUUAUUUUGCACUAAAUCUGAGUCGGAGUUCACUAUUUAACAACUUCGUAACAAUAUUUCUAAUGCGUGGUUUUUUUAAUUAUUAUUAUUUUCUGCUGUAAUCUUUGUAUAUGCAGCAGUGUUUGCAAAAAAAAAAAUAAUAAUAAUAAUCAGGCAUGUGGAGGGCAAAAGAUUUGGCUACAGAUACAGCCGUUUAAUGUGCAGUCAUCUUCAUUUCAGUGAUUGAGGGCUUAUUCUGGCUCAUGUCAUGCUUAAUUUUUUAUACCCCAUCAUUUUGGAGGCUUAUCUGUGAUAGGUUAGCGUGUGUUCAAAACCUCCUGAAGCUUCCACCGAAUAUGUAGAUAAGCCUUUAUCAGAAUAGCACAUUUUCCUUGUUUUGUAAUUUACUGCAAGAAUGAGGAACGGCUCCGUCCUGCUGACUCACUCAUAGCUUGGUGGGAAAAGUUAAAAUUGUUUUCAUGCUUUUCGUAUCCUGAAAUGAGUAGGAUAAAGAACAGAGUCCCUUUGUCCUUGCCAGCAGACAGGUUCUGGUUUCUGAUUUCUUCUUUUUCUAACAUGCAUUCUCAGUAACGGAGCUGUGAAGGGAAAUAAGUCACAGGGGCCAAGAUGCUUCUAGUAAUGGUGUGUGUGUGUGUGUGUGUAAGUAAUGCAUUGAUGGGGGGGAAAGAUCUCAAAAUGUGUCUAUCAUUAUUUAUUGGUCUUUUUUUUUUUUUAGUGUUAUGCAUAACAGCAACCAUUGAAGGAAAGCCAUGAAAAAGGAUUGCAUUUACGAUAAUAUAUACACUCACCAGCCACUUUAUUAAGAACAUCUGCAAAGGUAAGGUGGGGGAGGGGGUGAAUUUUCAAUUCUCUGUGAGCCUUUGUUCACUCAGCUCCUUAUUCUUGGCUGAUGGGAUUGGAACCUGAUGUGCUGUUCCAUAUGUUGUGCAUUCUGAGAUGCUUUUCUGCUCACCAUGUUUGUAAAGAGUGGUUAUUUGAGUUAACAUAGCCUUCCUGUCAGCUCGAAUCAGUCUGACUGCUUUCCUCCAUCCUCCUUCAUCAGCAAAGCGUUUCCGUCUACAGAACUGCCGUGCACUGGAUGUUUUUUCACACCAUUCCAUGUAAAUUCCACAAGAUCUGCAGCGACUGAUUUGGAUAAUUGCACGAAUGAGCUGGUGUUCUUAUUAAAGUGUCAGGUGAGUGUAUAUUUGAGACUUUUUUUUUUUUUUAAAGUAAAGCUUAAUGUAGUGUAGCAGCAAAAAAAAAAAGCCAAACUAAAACGUCUCGUCUGGAUACAGUGUUUGCGUAAUGACCCGCACAACGUACUCCUUGCUUCUUUUGGCUGCUUUCUGUGUUUGUCAUCAGAUGUUUUAAUACCAUUCACUGAACCUCUGUACCACGUUCUGUAAAUAAAGUUUGUAAGAUUCCCCAAAUAAAAAGAUUUGACUUGA